This is a messenger RNA of Spinacia oleracea (spinach), 941 nucleotides long. The record is from RefSeq and is a predicted model, not a curated record. Lineage: Eukaryota; Viridiplantae; Streptophyta; Magnoliopsida; Caryophyllales; Amaranthaceae.
CUCAAAAUCAGCCACACACCACUAACUUCAACCCUUAGAAUCUAAAAACCAUCUCUCCCUUCUUCUACCUUCAUUCCACUCUUCCACCUUCAUUCUCUCUCUCCUCACUUCCUUCCAUCCAAAACACAACCAUGUCUUUCACAAUCCCCACUAACCUCUACAAACCUCUUGCUACCAAACCUAAGCAUCUAUCUUCUUCCUCCUUUGCACCAAGAUCAAAGAUUGUUUGCCAACAAGAAAAUGAUCAACAACAACCUAAGAAGCUAGAGCUAGCUAAGGUAGGUGCCAACGCUGCCGCUGCGUUGGCUCUUUCCUCAGUGCUACUUUCCUCAUGGAGUGUAGCACCCGAUGCUGCCAUGGCUGACAUUGCAGGGCUAACACCAUGCAAGGAGUCCAAGCAGUUUGCUAAGAGGGAAAAGCAGGCCUUGAAGAAGUUGCAAGCCUCGUUGAAGCUGUACGCAGAUGAUAGCGCACCAGCUUUAGCGAUCAAGGCUACAAUGGAGAAGACCAAGAAGAGGUUCGAUAACUAUGGAAAGUAUGGUUUGCUUUGUGGGUCUGAUGGACUUCCUCAUUUGAUAGUGAGUGGUGAUCAGAGACACUGGGGUGAGUUUAUCACACCAGGGAUUUUGUUCUUGUAUAUUGCUGGGUGGAUUGGGUGGGUUGGAAGGAGUUAUUUGAUUGCUAUUAGGGAUGAGAAGAAACCUACUCAGAAGGAGAUUAUUAUUGAUGUUCCUUUGGCUUCAAGUCUUCUUUUUAGAGGCUUCAGUUGGCCUGUUGCUGCUUAUAGAGAGUUGCUCAAUGGUGAGCUUGUUGACAACAACUUUUAAUUUUAUCAUCCUUUUAUCAAAUCAAUUAAUCCUGUGUUAUAUUGUCUACUAUGUAUAUCUUAAAUACUCCUUUUUGGAAACUUGAAUGUGUGUUUCGAUUGUUUGAUUGAUUCA